Molecule: messenger RNA, 2333 nt
Organism: Poecile atricapillus (Black-capped chickadee)
Lineage: Eukaryota; Metazoa; Chordata; Aves; Passeriformes; Paridae
Gene: CCDC90B
Product: coiled-coil domain containing 90B
Exons: 9
Coding region: 550-1011 (153 amino acids)
Cellular component (GO): mitochondrion
Source: RefSeq, a predicted model, not a curated record
GCGGAAGCGGAGGGCUGGGGCAGUAUGAGGGGCGCCGGGAGCAGCGCUGCCAUCCGCGCCUGGGCCGGCCCGCUCCUGCUCCCGAUCCCGGCCCGGCUGCCCCCGGCUCCCCGCAGAGGUGAGAGGCGCCGCAGUGCCGUGCUCGGUCCUCCGGCCGGCUGGCAGUCCCCGCGCGCGGACGGGCAGGCGGCUGCCGGGGCGGGUGAACCCAGGCCGGGUCUGUGAGCGGCGCUGGGGCUGCGCAGGGCGCUGGCCGGACUCGGUGUGAGGGAGCGGCCGCGGGGCCCCUCCCUGAGGCGCUGUGUGAGGGAGCGCUGAGCGCCUUCCCUCGGGGCUGGAACAAGGGGUUUUGCUGCCACGUUUGUGAGGAAGUCAUACGAUGUCAGAAGAGUUGAUAUCACUCCCCUGGAGCAGAGGAAGGUGACUUUUGAUACCCAUGCUUUAGUGCAGGAUCUGGAAGCCCAUGGCUUUGGGAAGGAGCAGGCACAGACCAUCGUGUCGGCGUUGAUAACCCUGUCCAAUGUCAGCUUAGACACCGUCUAUAAGGACAUGGUUACUCAGGCCCAGCAGGAAAUAACUUUACAGCAGAUAAUGGCACAUUUGGACUCCAUUCGGAAAGAUAUGGUCAUCCUGGAGAAAAGUGAAUUUGCAAACUUGAGAGCAGAGAACGAGAAAAUGAAAAUUGAAUUAGAUCAAGUUAAACAGCAGCUAAUGACUGAAACCGGAAAAAUCCGAGCUGACAGCAAGCUAGACAUAAACCUGGAGAGGAGCAGGGUGACAGAUAUGUUUACAGAUCAGGAGAGGAAACUGAUGGAAGCAACUACAGAGUUUCAUAAAAAAGAUGCACAUACCAACGGCAUUAUCUCAGAAAUCAGUAAUAAAAUUGAUACCGAAAUAGCUUCCUUAAAAACACUCAUGGAAUCGAAUAAACUUGAUACCAUUCGCUAUUUAGCAGCUUCGGUGUUCACUUGCUUAGCAAUAGCACUGGGAUUUUACAGAUUCUGGAAAUAGAUCUACAUGGAAUGACUGCACUAAAUACAGACAGAAAAGGCCACCCAAGCAACACCACUUUGACAAACACAUCUGUGCUGUAGAUAACCUUGGCACCUUUUUGUUUUGAUAUUCUUCCCAUAUAAUAAAAAUGUUUUCUGAAUAUGUAACACUAAAGAUCAAAAUAAUUGGGGGGAAGUAGCCAAAUAGUAAUAUUUCAUUUCUUCCUAUUCAAUACUGUAUUUAUUUCAAAGUAUUUCUUAUGCUAUACCAGAAAGUUUCCUAAUAUCUUUUAGAAUUAAAUUUGUUUUCUUUCUGGAAAAUUCUCACUCUCAGCUCCUUUCAAAAUGGAAAUACUAAAUAUUUUAUAUACCCUUGUAAUGGGAAUACAAGUCCCAAAUUAAAGUUCCCAGUGUGGGGAUGCUGAUACCAGACUUCAACAUACCUAAUCUGAUCCAAGUAAAUUAAUCUUGAACAUAGCUUCAGGAUUUUGCCUUCAGUCUGUUCCUCACUUUUUUUUGAUUAAUUGAAGCUUGGCCCUUUGUUUUUUUUAACUAGAUGUGUAAAAACACACUCCUGGACCUUAACUAAAGAACCCUUUUUUUUUUUUUUUUUCUUCCUUGAAAACAUCAAAAUCUCAUGUACAAAAUGUCUCUAUAGAAUUAUUUUCUUUAGUAUCUCCUGAAUUUCUUUAAGCCCAGAAGUCAAAAGAAUGGGAGAACUUCUCUGUCUUUGCCUUCCCCUUUCCAAGGGGAAAUGCUUCCACUCCCAGCACCUGUGUACAGCCUUGGGGCAGAUAAGUGCUCUUAACUUCCCCCUCAAGUAGUGCCGAGUAUUUCCAAGAACCUGUACAUAUUUUCUAGCCAUAGUAUCUGGCUUUUAAUAUAGAAAUACUCAGAAUCUCAGUGGUGCCAGGGUGGUGGUGGUGGUGGUGGUGAUCCUCCUCCCCACUCCUCCAGACUCUUCUGUAGUCCUGUGGGACACACUGACCCUCCUGACCACUGCCUUCUGCAGGGACUUGACAACUCUUGUUGCAGAGUUGCAACACAGGUGGAUGCCUUCCAAAACUGAAGCAGUUCCAUCUUGUUGAGUACAAAUGCAUAUUGUUUUUGGUUUGAUUCUUACAGUAAAAUAAUAUUUUUUUUAAGUUUUAUGGAUUAACUUUGAAGUACGAAUAGGCCUUUUAUGGGCUAAGGACUAUGUAGUACUGACUAGUGGCAAUUAUUUUUAUUGCUGUUUUAUUCUGUUUACAGUUGAACUUGCGGGUAUUCUGCCUGUUCUUAUAUCCUCUGCAUUAAAUUAUUUAUCAUCUUCAUUCAAGAAAAUAAAAUUAAUUUCUUGUA